Molecule: messenger RNA, 1235 nt
Organism: Lineus longissimus
Lineage: Eukaryota; Metazoa; Nemertea; Pilidiophora; Heteronemertea; Lineidae
Product: ATP-dependent (S)-NAD(P)H-hydrate dehydratase-like
Exons: 10
Coding region: 63-1064 (333 amino acids)
Biological process (GO): metabolite repair
Molecular function (GO): ATP-dependent NAD(P)H-hydrate dehydratase activity
Source: RefSeq, a predicted model, not a curated record
UUGUGGUACUGCUGUGAAGUAGCAGCCAAGAAAGCUCUUGUUCUGUCAAAAACGGAUUCAAAAUGUUCACAUUUACGAGCAUUUUAUUGCAACUUGCCAGUCGAAAUCAACUGAUUCGUGCAGGUGCUUUCCAGACGAUAUGCACCAAGUCAUCGAAUCGUGGCUCUCUCCUUGAGAUGGUCAAGAGCUUCAUCCCUCCCCUCCUUCCUGAGAGGCACAAAGGACAAGCGGGAAAAGUUGCAAUAAUUGGGGGAUCAAAGGAAUACUGUGGUGCACCAUACUUUGCAGCAUACACAGCGCUAAGAAUGGGUGCUGAUCUGUCGUACGUGUUCUGUUCCCAGGAGGCAGCACCUGUCAUUAAGGCGUUCAGUCCUGACCUCAUUGUCAUACCAGUAUUAGACCAUCCGUCAUCAGUCAGUGAGAUUUCACAAUAUUUAAACCGAAUGGAUUCCCUCAUCAUUGGUCCAGGCCUCGGACGAAAUGCUGAUAUACUUCAGAAUGUCAAGCAAGUGAUUGAUGAAGCAAAGAGGCGGAAUAUCCCUAUUGUCAUCGAUGCUGAUGGUCUCUUCCUGGUGUCGCAACAUCCAGACAUUGUGCAGAACUAUAAGAAAGUGAUUCUUACUCCAAAUGUAGUGGAAUAUGGACGUCUUCAUCAGGCUGUGUUUGGUUGUUCACCAGACUCCGAAGACCCGCAGGAUAAUUUGCGGAAACUGUGCCAAGCCAUGGGAAAUGUGACGAUUGUUAGAAAAGGGCUCGAGGACAUCAUAUCAGAUGGUAACAAUGUGUUGGUGUGUGAUUCUGAAGGCAGUCUGAGGCGCUGUGGUGGCCAGGGCGACCUGCUGUCUGGGAGUAUGGGAUUAUUCAACUUGUGGGCUCAUCGCGCUGCAGGGACAAGAGAAAGUUCAUAUCUCGAGACGUAUGGUCCAACAUUGGCAGCAGCAUACGGUGCUUGUCUGUUCACCCGAGAGUGCAGUCGGCUGGCCUUCGAAGUGACAGGGCGGUGUAUGGUGACAGCAGACAUGAUCAGUGAAAUACCAAGGGCCUUUCGAUUACUUUUUGAAUGAGACUUGAUUCUUGACACUUAGGACUAUUUAUGCAAAUGUAGAUAGGAUUGUGUGACUGUGAGAGCCUAGGGGCUAUGCAAUCGACUGACAAUUUGUUUUGUAAAUUCUCAUAAUGAUAUCUAUGUCCUUGAAUGUACAUGUGUAUAAGGAAAAUAUCUUUACAAUAAAACA